Coregonus sp. 'balchen' is the source of this 7188-nucleotide messenger RNA. Lineage: Eukaryota; Metazoa; Chordata; Actinopteri; Salmoniformes; Salmonidae. The record is from the annotation of a GenBank genome assembly.
GCGAUGGUUGCGUGUUACCCAGGCAACGGGACCGGAUACGUACGCCACGUGGACAACCCGAACGGAGACGGGCGAUGUGUCACCUGUAUCUACUACCUAAAUAAAGACUGGGACGCCAAGGUAUAUUACUAUUAUUACUGUCUACAGUAGUACAAUACAAUACAGUAGUGAAGUAGAAUACAAUACCUUACAGUAGUUCAGUAGUACAGUACAGUAGGAUACAGUAGUACAUAAUACAAUACAGUACACUACAGUAGUACAAUACUUUAGUACAGGACAAUACAGUAGUACAGUAUAAUACAGUAGUACAGUACAGUAUAGUACAGUGUAGUACUGAACUCUGCUGGACUGUAUUGUUCUGAACUCUACUCUGCUGGACUGUAUUGUACUGAACUCUACUGUACUGAACUCUACUGUACUGAACUCUACUCUGCUGUUUUGUAUUGUACUGAACUCUACUCUGCUGGACUGUAUUGUUCUGUACUGAACUCUACUCUGCUAUACUGUAUUGUACUGAACUCUACUGUACUGAACUCUGCGCUACUCUAUUGUACUGAACUACACUCUGCUGUACUGUAUUGUAUUGUACCCUAGUCUAUUGUGCUGUAUUGUUCUGAACUCUGCUGUAUUGUACUGAACUCUACUCUGCUGUACUGUAUUUUACUGAACUCUACUCUGCUGUACUGUAUUUACUGAACUCUACUCUGCUGUACUGUAUUGUACUGAACUCUGCUCUACUGUACUGUGUUGUAUUGUACUGAACCCUAGUCUGCUGUGCUGUAUUGUACUGAACAUGACUCUUCUGUACUGAACCGUAGUCUGUUGUACUGUAUUGUAGUGUAGUGUACUGUAUUAAACUCUACUCUGCUCUGCUGUACUGUAUUGUACUGAACUCUACUCUGCUGUAUUGUAUUAAACUCUACUCUGCUCUGCUGUACUGUAUUGUACUGAACUCUACUCUACUGUACUGUGUUGUAUUGUACUGAACCCUAGUCUGCUGUGCUGUAUUGUACUGAACUCUGCUCUACUGUACUGUAUUGUACUGAACUGAACUCUGCUCUGCUGUACUGUAUUGUACUGAACUCUACUCUGCUGUAUUGUAUUGUACUGAACUCUACUCUACUGUACUGUGUUGUAUUGUACUGAACCCUAGUCUGCUGUGCUGUAUUGUACUGAACUCUACUCUGCUGUACUGUAUUGUACUGAACUGACCUCUACUCUGCUGUACUGUAUUGUACUGAACUCUACUCUGCUGUAUUGUAUUGUACUGAACUCUGCUCUACUGUACUGUGUGUACUUACUGAACUCUACUCAUCUGACUGUAUUGUCUGACUGACCUCUACUCUGGCUGUACUGUCAUUGUACUGAACAUGUACUCUCUGUACUGAACCUAGUCUGUUUACUGUAUUGUGUGUAUGUUCUAGGUACUGGUAUUAACUCUACUCUGUCUCUGUAGUUGUGAGUUACUCUCGUAUUGUAUUGUACUGACUCUACUCUGCUGUGUGUCCCUGGUCUCUAACAUAGUGUAUUACUCUACAUUACCUUAUGUUUACUCGUCCAGGUCCUGAUUAUUCUGUUACUGUAUUUCCAUUACCGGGUGUUGAUCCACUUCUCUUACUGUAGUUCAAUAACCAAUCUCAAGUAAUAUCUGACACACAGUGUGUUACUCUCCUAGGUCUCCUAGACUUAGUGUGUUACUCUCCUAGGUCUCUAGACUUAGUGUGUUACUCUCCUAGGUCUCCUAGCUUAGUGUGUUACUCCUCCUAGGUCUCCUAGACUUAGUGUGUUACUCUCCUAGGUCUCCUAGACUUAGUGUGUUUACUCUCCUAGGUCUCCUAACUAGUGUGUUACUCUCCUAGGUCUCCUAGACUUAGUGUGUUACUCCCCUAGGUCUCCUAGACUUAGUGUGUUACUCUCCUAGGUCUCCUAGACUUAGUGUGUUACUCUCCUAGGUCUCCUAGGUCUCCUAGACUUAGUGUGUUACUCUCCUAGGUCUCCUAGACUUAGUGUGUUACUUCCUCCAAAAGGUCUCCUAGGUUCUCCUAGACUUAGUGUGUUACUCCUCCCUAGGUCUCCUAGACUUAGUGUGUUACUCUCCUAGGUCUCCUAAACUUAGUGUGUUACUCUCCUAGGUUCUCCUAGACUUAGUGUGUUACUCCACUAGGUCUCCUAGGUCUCCUAGACUUAGUGUGUUUACUCUCACUAGGUCCUCCUAGACUUAGUGUGUUUACUCUCCUAGGUCCCUAGACUUAGUGUGUUACUCCACUAGGUCUCCUAGGUCUCCUAGACUUAGUGUGUUACUCUCCUAGGUCUCCUUGACUUAGUGUGUUACUCUCCUAGGUAUCCUAGGUCUCCUAGACUUAGUGUGUUACUCUCCUAGGUCUCCUGACUUAGUGUGUUACUCUCCUAGGUCUGCUAGACUUAGUGUGUUACUCUCCUAGGUCUCCUAGACUUAGUGUUGUUUACUCCACUAGGUCCUCCAGGUCUCCUAACUAGUGUGGUUACUCUCCUAGGUCUCCUUUACUUAGUGUGUUACUCUCCUAGGUCUCCUAGACUUAGUGUGUUACUCUCCUAGGUCUCCUAGACUUAGUGUGUUACUCUCCUAGGUCUCCUAGACUUAGUGUGUUACUCUCCUAGGCCCUGCUUAGACUUAGUGUGUUGUUACUCUCCUAGGUCUGCUAGACUUAGGGGUGUUACUCUCCUAGGUCUCCUAGACUUAGUGUGUUACUCUCCUAGGUCUGCUAGACUUAGUGUGUUACUCUCCUAGGUCUCCUAGACUUAGUGUGUAUCCCCUGCUCCUAGGUCUUCUAGACUUAGUGUGUUACUCUCCUAGGUCUCCUAGACUUAGUGUGUUACUCCCCUAGGUCUCCUAGACUUAGUGUGUUACUCUCCUAGGUCUCCUAGACUUAGUGUGUUACUCUCCUAGGUCUCCUAGACUUAGUGUGUUACUCUCCUAGGUCUCCUAGACUUAGUGUGUUACUCCCUAGGUCGUACUAGGUUCUCUCCUAGACUUAGUGUGUUACUCCCUAGGUCUCCUAGACUUAGUGUGUUACUCUCCUAGGUCUCCUAGAACUUAGUGUGUUACCCCACUCUCUAGGGUCUCCUAGGUCUCCUAGACUUAGUGUGUUACUCCCCUAGGUCUCCUAGACUUAGUGUGUUACUCUCCUAGGUCUCCUAGGUCUCCUAGACUUAGUGUGUUACUCUCCUAGGUCUCCUAGACUUAGUGUGUUUACUCUCCCUAGGUCUCCUAGACUUAGUGUGUUACUCUCCUAGGUCUCCUAGACUUAGUGUGUUACUCUCCCUAGGUCUCCUAGACUUAGUGUGUUACUCUCCUAGGUCUCCUAGACUUAGUGUGUUACUCUCCUAGUCUCCUAGACUUAGUGUGUUACUCUCCUAGGUCUCCUAGACUUAGUGUGUUACUCACUCUCCUAGGUCUCCUAGACUUAGUGUGUUACUCUCCUAGGUCCCUAGACUUAGUGUGUUACUCUCCUAGGUCUCCUAGACUUAGUGUGUUACUCUGUCCCUAGGUCUCUAGAUUAGGUGUGGUUUGACUCUCCUAGGUCUCCACCUAAGUGUUUACUCUCCUAGGUCUCCUAGACUUAGUGUGUUACUCCACUAGGUCUUCUAGACUUAGUGUGUUACUCUCCUAGGUCUCUCUAGACCUUAGUGUGUUACUUCCCUAGGUCUCCUAGACGUUAGUGUGUUACUCUCCUAGGUCUCCUAGACUUAGUGUGUUACCUCACUAGGUCUCCUAGACUUAGUGUGUUACUCUCAUAGGUCUCCUAGACUUAGUGUGUUACUCCUAGGUCUCCUAGCGGUCUCCCUAGACUUAGUGUGUUACUCCCUAGGUCUCCUAGACUUAGUGUGUACUCUCACUAGGUCUCCUAGGUCUCCUAGACUUAGUGUGUUACUCACCGAGGUCUCCUAGACUUAGUGUGUUACCUCUCCUAGGUCUCCUAGGUCUCCUAGACUUAGUGUGUACUCUCCUAGGCUCCUAGGUCUCCUAGACUUAGUGUGUACUCUCCUAGGUCUCCUAGACUUAUGUGUUACUCUCCCUAGGUCUCCUAGACUUAGUGUGUUCCCUCCCUAGGUCUCCUAGACUUAGUGUGUUACUCUCCUAGGUCUCCUAGACUUAUGUGUUACUCCACUAGGUCUCCUAGACUUAGUGUGUUACUCUCCUAGGUCUCCUAGACUUAGUGUGUUACUCCCUAGGUCUCCUAGACUUAGUGGUGUUACUCUCCUAGGUCUCCUAGACUUAGUGUGUUACUCUCCUAGGUCUCCUAGACUUAGUGUGUUACUCUCCUAGGUCUCCUAGACUUAGUGUGUUACUCUCCUAGGUCUCCUAGACUUAGUGUGUUACUCUCCUAGGUCUCCUAGACUUAGUGUGUUACUCCACUAGGUCUCCUAGACUUAGUGUGUUACUCUCCUAGGUCUCCUAGACUUAGUGUGUUACUCCUCCUAGGUCUCCUAGACUUAGUGUGUUACCUCUCCUAGGUCUCCUAGACUUAGUGUGUUACUCUCCUAGGUCUCCUAGACUUAGUGUGUUACUCUCCUAGGUCUCCUAGGUCUCCUAGACUUAGUGUGUUACUCCCCUAGGUCUCCUAGACUUAGUGUGUUACUCUCCUAGGUCCCCUCUUAGGUCUCCUAGGUCUCCUAGACUUAGUGUGUUACUCCUCCUAGUCUCCUAGACUUAGUGUGUUACUCUCCUAGGUCUCCUAGACUUAGUGUGUUACUCUCCUAGGUCUCCUAGACUUAGUGUGUUACUCUCCUAGGUCUCCUAGACUUAGUGUGUUACUCUCCUAGGUCUCCUAGACUUAGUGUGUUACCUCCAUUUAGGUCCUCUCUAGGUCUCCUAGACUUAGUGUUUUUACUCUCCUAGGUCUCCUAGACUUAGUGUGUUAGUCUCCUAGGUCUCCUAGACUUAGUGUGUUCCCCACUAGCUCCUAGGUCUCCUAGACUUAGUGUGUUACUCCCUAGGUCUCCUAGACUUAGUGUGUUACUCUCCUAGGUCUCCUAGACUUAGUGUGUUACUCUCCUAGGUCUCCUAGACUUAGUGUGUUACUCCCCUAGGUCUCCUAGACUUAGUGUGUUACUCUCCUAGGUCUCCUAGACUUAGUGUGUUACUCCCUAGGUCUCCUAGGUCCUCCCUAGACUUAGUGUGUUUACUCCACUAGGUCCCCUCCUCCAGGUCUCCUAGACUUAGUGUGUUACUCUCCUAGGUCUCCUAGACUUAGUGUGUUACUCUCCUAGGUCUCCUAGACUUAGUGUGUUACUCCACUAGGUCUCCUAGGUCUCCUAGACUUAGUGUGUUACUCCACUAGGUCUCCUAGACUUAGUGUGUUACUCCCCUAGGUCUCCUAGACUUAGUGUGUUACUCUCCUAGGUCUCCUAGACUUAGUGUGUUACUCUCCUAGGUCUCCUAGACUUAGUGUGUUACUCUCCUAGGUCUCCUAGACUUAGUGUGUUACUCCACUAGGUCUCCUAGGUCUCCUAGACUUAGUGUGUUACUCCACUAGGUCUCCUAGGUCUCCUAGACUUAGUGUGUUACUCUCCUAGGUCUCCUAGACUUAGUGUGUUACUCUCCUAGGUCUCCUAGACUUAGUGUGUUACUCUCCUAGGUCUCCUAACUUAGUGUGUUACUCUCCUAGGUUCUCCCUAGACUUAGUGUGUUACUCUCCUAGGUCUCCUAGACUUAGUGUGUUACUCUCCUAGGUCUCCUAGACUUAGUGUGUUACUCUCCUAGGUCUCCUAGACUUAGUGUGUUACUCCCCUAGGUCUCCUAGACUUAGUGUGUUACUCUCCUAGGUCUCCUAGACUUAGUGUGUUACUCUCCUAGGUCUCCUAGACUUAGUGUGUUAUCUCCUAGGUCUCCUAGGUCUCCUAGACUUAGUGUGUUACGCCCUAGGUCUCCUAGACUUAGUGUGUUACUCUCCCUAGUCCUCCUAGACUUAGUGUGUUACUCUCCUAGGUCUCCUAGACUUAGUGUGUUACUCUCCUAGGUCUCCUAGACUUAGUGUGUUACUCUCCUAGGUCUCCUAGGACUUAGUGUCUGUUACUCUCCUAGGCCUCCGAGACUAGUGUGUUGUUACUCUCUCGGUAUCCUAGACUUAGGGUGUACUCGCCUAGGUCUCCUAGACUUAGUGUGUAACUCUCCUAGGUCUCUAGCACUUAGGUGGUUUACUCCACUAGGUCUCAUAGAUUAGGUGUUACUCUCCUAGGUUCCUAGGUCUCCUAGACUUAGUGUGUUACUCCCCUAGGUCUCCUCGACUUAGUGUGUUACUACCAGAGGGAUCUAGAUUAGUGUUGUUACUCUCCUAGUCUCCUAGGACUUAGGGGUGUUACUCCACUGGUUCUCCUAGACGUAGUGUGUUGACUUCCUGGCUCCUAGACUUAGUGUGUUAUCCCCUAGGUCUCUAGAUUAGUGUGUUACUUCCCUAGGUCUCCUAGACUUAGUGUGUUACUCCACUAGGUCUCCUAGACUUAGUUUGUGUUUCCCAAAUAGCUCCCUAUUUUCUAUACAGUGCACUUGUUUUGACCAGCUCCUUAUGGGCCUUGGUCAAACGUAGUGCACUAUAAAGGGACAAGGAGCCAUGUGGAACGCUGCCCUGAAGAGGCAACAAUGUUUCUUUUCUGAUUUUCCAGUUUCAUGUUUGUAACGGAUUGUGAUUUCAAUCUGUUGUUGCUCUCAAUGCUGCUGUGAUUGGUCUGUUGGCCUUUUUGUCAAACCCCUUUCUUUCUCAAAUAGCUGUGGCUGUCAUCUGUCAUUCUAUUGUUGUGGUCUGUUCUCAUCUCUGCUUGUGUUGUUUGGUUCUAUUCUAGGAACAUGGGGAUAAUCUGAUUGAAUAAUUGAUUGAUUUAUUGAUCUGUUUUUCUAGGAACAUGGGGAUAUUCUGAUUGAAUAAUUGAUUGAUUUAUUGAUCUGUUUUUUCUAGGAACAUGGGGAUAUUCUGAUUGAAUAAUUGAUUGAUUUAUUGAUCUGUUUUUUCUAGGAACAUUGGGAUAUUCUGAUUGAUUGAAUAAUUGAUUGAUUAAUUGAUUGUUCUGUUUUUCCAGGAGCAUGGUGGUGUUCUGCGUAUCUUCCCAGAGGGUAAAGCUCAGUUCGCCGACAUCGAGCCUAAGUUUGACCGGUUGCUGUUCUUCUGGUCAGACAGACGGAACCCACACGAGGUCCAGCCGGCCCACGCUACU